AGUCCUUGAUAUAUAUAUGUGUCAAUUCGCAAUUCCAAGUGAAAAAUGAUCUAUGCCCAAUUGAUGGAGCGAAACCAUUUCAAAAGCUUGAAUCUGCAUGCACUUUCUUCCAAAGCGCCUGGGUACCGCGGUAGAAACCAGGCACUCCCGAGUUGCCCUUCCUUUGGGUGCACUUUUUUUUUUUUUUUUUUGUCUCCUGGGAAAGAAGGUUUUAUUAUACAUCCUUUCCGCAGGUUGAGCUGCUCAGACUCCGGGGCGAAGCAGGCAACUUUCGUUACUCAGCCGCGAAAAAGCCAUCCUUUCAGCUGCUGGUGGAAGGACGUGUAAAAUUACUUUUGAAUUUCCUCCUUUUGCUUAUGAUAAAGACCAAGCAGAGGUUCUAAAUUGACUGCUUGUUUUAAAAUUCUCUACAGGGUAUGCAGAAUCAGACACCAAGAUGCGUUUAUUGACAUGCAAUGUACUUUUAAAUUUUUCCAAACUUGAAUUUCCUAUGACCUGAGAAACUUCACUUUUCCUCCAAAAAGGCGGGCACGUCCUUCAGUCUAAAAAUCAAGAGUAGGGAAUGAGGCUUGCAGAUUACACCAGAAGGAUAUAAUUCGAAUUACUAUAACUCGAGGAACUACUAUUUUGUUUUAAUUGCGUGUAUUUUGCUUGGAAAUCACAGGAAGAAACACAACAAAGCAUUGCCCAGUGUAGAGAAAAAAUAACAAACGUACUUAAAACUCAUUUAAAUUCUAGCAUUUUUCUCCUUAUUUUAGAAGUUUAACGUUUCAGAAGCAGACACUGCCUCCCUUCCUGCGACAACGUUCCCCUUUUAAGUCUCAUUUUUCCCCAGUUUCAAGGGCGAAUUCUAGAACUCCCCGGAACCGCCACCAGUUAAGCAGAAUUCAGUGGCUUUGGAAAAUAAAACUGCUUUUAUAGCUCUUCUGGGUAUUUGAGAAAUGCACUUGUUAAGUGUUAGAGUUGAAUCUUUUGAUGGGAAAGUCGGGUUUUCCUGAUACUAGGAUUCCGGGAUUCCAGGGGUUGGGGUGGCCCAGUUCCUGCGAGAAGCAAUAGCGGGCGGUGACAUGAGGAGCACAGUGAGUCCAGCGAGUCCUUGCGCCUGGGGGCCUCCCGAACCCCCGCCUGCGCCCCAGGACUCGGGCCUCACUGGGCCGUGCCGGGGCCUCUGUGACGCGGCGUUUCAGGCAGUCGGCCCCGGCAGAGCCCGCAGCCAGAGCGGCCCAGAGACAGGAGGCGGCGGCGGCAGCGGCGGCAUGAACCACUGCCAGCUUCCGGUGGUGAUCGACAACGGCUCGGGAGUGAUCAAGGCGGGCCUGGCUGGGAGCAGGGAGCCCCAGUUUAUCUACCCGAACAUCAUCGGCCGCGCCAAGGGCCAGAGCCGCGCGGCGCCGGGCGGGUUAGAACUCUGCGUGGGUGACCAAGCUCAGGACUGGAGGAGCUCGCUGUCCAUCAGUUACCCAGUGGAGCGUGGUCUCAUUACUUCAUGGGAUGACAUGGAGAUCAUGUGGAAGCAUAUCUAUGACUAUAACCUAAAGCUGAAGCCGUGUGAUGGCCCAGUCUUGAUUACUGAGCCAGCCCUGAACCCACUGGCCAACCGGCAACAGAUCGUGGAAGUGUUUUUUGAGCAUCUGGGUGUUCCUGCCUUCUAUAUGUCCAUCCAGGCUGUGCUGGCUCUCUUUGCUGCUGGCUUCACUACUGGUCUUGUGCUGCAUUCAGGUGCUGGGGUUACCCAGAGUGUGCCCAUCUUUGAGGGUUACUGUCUGCCUCAUGGUGUGCAGCAAUUGGAUCUGGCGGGCCUUGACCUCACCAACUACCUCAUGGUGCUAAUGAAGAACCAUGGUAUCAUGUUGCUUAGUGCUUCAGACAGAAAGAUUGUUGAAGACAUCAAGGAGACCUUUUGUUAUGUGGCAAUGAACUACGAAGAGGAAAUGGCCAAGAAACCUGAUUGUCUAGAGAAAGUUUACCAACUACCUGAUGGGCAGGUCGUCCGGCUCCAUGACCAGCUCUUUUCUUGUCCAGAGGCCCUCUUCUCUCCAUGUUGUAUGAACCUUGAGGCCCCUGGCAUUGAUAAGAUAUGCCUUAGCAGCAUAAUGAAAUGUGAUACAGGCCUGAGGAAUUCCUUCUUUUCCAAUAUUAUCCUUGCCGGGGGAUCAACCUCUUUCCCUGGUUUAGACAAGCGGCUAGUUAAGGAUAUAGCAAAGAUGGCUCCUGCCAACACCGCUGUGCAAGUUAUAGCUCCCCCAGAAAGGAAAAUAUCAGUGUGGAUGGGAGGUUCUAUUCUUGCAUCUUUGUCUGCCUUCCAGGACAUGUGGAUCACUGCUGCAGAAUUUAAAGAAGUUGGACCCAACAUAGUACACCAAAGAUGCUUCUGAAAUACAGAUAAAAUGGUUAGAAGAAAAUGUUUUGAGUAUAUGUGACAGAAACUUUGGAUAUUACGUGUUUCUGGGAGAAGAGAAAAUACUUCAACGAUUGGGAUGCCAAUAUUUCUGUCGUAUUUCUAUAAUGGGCUUGGGGAUAAUAAUGAUGAAGCUCAAGAACAGAUGUCUAUUGAGUAGAACCAAGUUAAAAUAAUGUUUCCCAUAGUGUUUUUUCUAUAAGUUGAUGUUGGUGAGCUUAUAUUUCCCUUGGAAGAGAGCAUUUGUAGUACAAUAUGCUAUGUGCCAAAUGAGUGAUAAGAUUUAAGCUUAUUGAAGUUUAGGGAAAGAAGGUUGCUGUGGUGAGGAAAGAGACUCCAUAGCACUGGUACACCAUCAUGGAAGGGGUGGCAUUGGGAUGGAGGGCAGAUAUCCAGGCAAGCAUACUAAAAGGAACAAGUUGCUAAAGAUGAGAAUGAACAAAGCAUAUUCAGGGCAUGUUUAAUAGACUGAUUUUGUUU
Molecule: messenger RNA, 2878 nt
Organism: Cercocebus atys (sooty mangabey)
Lineage: Eukaryota; Metazoa; Chordata; Mammalia; Primates; Cercopithecidae
Gene: ACTRT3
Product: actin-related protein T3
Exons: 2
Coding region: 1068-2375 (435 amino acids)
Source: RefSeq, a predicted model, not a curated record